This is a messenger RNA of Oryzias latipes (Japanese medaka), 4908 nucleotides long. It is a transcript of the gene frmd6, whose product is annotated as FERM domain containing 6. Gene Ontology annotation, biological process: positive regulation of hippo signaling. The record is from RefSeq and is a predicted model, not a curated record. Lineage: Eukaryota; Metazoa; Chordata; Actinopteri; Beloniformes; Adrianichthyidae. Gene Ontology annotation, cellular component: cytoskeleton; cytoplasmic side of apical plasma membrane.
UGAGAGGCAGCCACGGGCGAUACCAACUCCUGGAACUUUCAGAGGGGGAAAACUGGGAUCUCUGUGAGAUUUUCCGCAGGAAUGAUCACGAAAACCAUCACAAAUCAAGUUUUUAAUUUUCAUUAUUGUUUAAAACUUUCUUCCAACGGCAUAAUCCAAGUAUAACAGCCACUGAAAUACACAGAGGCGAUUGCCGGUGAUCCCGGUUUUCCCCGUUUCCCGCGUCCACUCUCCGGGUCUGGAUCCCUAUCUGGGCUGGAGCGCAGGCGGCUGCAGAGCGGUUGUCAGCGGAGGCGGCGGGGAGUCAUGUUUCCCCCCCAAAAUCCUUGAAGUUUCAUUUAAGUUCAGCUUUCCUUCCUCUCUUCUCGAAAUAAACCAGUUGGGAUUAACCACAUCUGUUGGAAAACAUAGUUUCAUCGUGUAAAAGUGAAGGACCUGCGCCCGGGUCCUCAUGCCCCAUCCCGGCAGAGCCGCCCGGCCAGCUAAGCCCGCAGUCGGGUCUCCUUUGGGCUGCCGCUGAAGCGUACCGCAGGACCGGCACUGGGGGGGGCGGAAGCGGGUCGCCCGAGGGCCCAGGGCCCCCACAGCAAGCAAGGAGCUGCCACAGGAAGAUGAGCAAACUGAACUUUCACAACAACAAAACCAUGCAGGACCGCCGCUGCGUAUGUGUCUUUCUGCCCAACGACGACACCCAGAACAUCAUCGUCGACGUGAAAACCUUGUGCCAGGAGCUGUUGGUGCAGGUGUGUGACCUCCUCCACCUGAAGGACUGUCACCUGUUUGGGCUCAGCGUCAUUCAGAAUAACGAACACGUCUACAUGGAGCUGGAUCAGAAGCUGUCCAAGUACUGCCCCAAAGAGUGGAAGAGGGAAGCCAGCAAGGGAAUCGAUCAGUUCGGACCUCCAAUGAUCAUCCACUUCAGAGCUCAGUAUUACGUGGAGAACGGGAGGCUGAUCAGCGACCGCGUGGCCAGGUACUACUACUACUGGCACCUGAGGAAGCAGGUGCUGCUGUCCCAGUGCAUCCAGAGGGAGGAGGCCUACUUCCUGCUGGCGGCCUUCGCUCUGCAGGCCGACCUCGGCAACUUUAAACGCAACAAACACUUUGGGAAAUACUUUGAACCCGAGGCCUACUUCCCCCAGUGGGUGAUCGCAAAGCGAGGCCGCGACUACAUCCUGCGGCACAUCCCCAACAUGCACAGCGACCAGUUCGCCAUCACCGCCUCGGAGGCGCACCUCAAGUACAUAAAGGAGUGCGCUCAGCUGGACGACGUCACCGUCCACUACUACAGACUCUACAAGGACAAAAAAGAAGUGGAAGCGUCUCUCACUUUAGGGUUGACUCUGCGUGGAAUUCAAAUCUUUCAGAACGUCGGCUCGGUCAGGCAGCUCCUCUACGACUUCCCCUGGACCAACGUGGGGAAGCUCAUCUUUGUGGGGAAGAAGUUCGAGAUUCUUCCCGACGGCCUUCCCUCGGCGCGUAAGCUCAUCUACUACACCGGCUGCCCGGCGCGCUCCCGCCACCUCCUGCAGCUGCUGAGCAACAGCCACCGCCUCUACAUGAACCUGCAGCCCGUCCUCAAGCAGGUCCGCCGGCUGGAGGAGAACGAAGAGAAGAAGCAGUACCGCGAGUCGUACAUCAGCGACGCCCUGGAGCUGGACAUGGACCACCUGGACAAGCGCUGUCGGGCCAGCGGCAGCAGCGCCGGCAGCCUCUCUCAGCACAAGCGUCUGUCCCGCCACUCCACCGCCAGCCACGGCAGCUCCCACACGUCCGGCAUCGAGAGCGGCAGCUUCAGGGCCCUCAGCCAGCCCCCCCACCGGCCCCUGAGGACCUGCAGCUCCUCCACCGCCAGCCACGGCAGCUCCCACACCUCCGGCUUCGAGGGCAGCAGCAAGGAGCGCGUCCUGGACGACGACGCAGAGAUCGAGAUGCUGGUGGACGAUCCCAAAGACUACGAGGAGCUUCAGGAGACGACUCUGGAGCCAGAACUCUGCAUCCAUAUCACAGAGGACAUGCUGACCAUGUCUCCUGAUCACGCCAACGGAUACUCAGGUCUGAUCGUCAAAGACGUCGGCUCGUCCACGUCCAGCUCCUCGGAGACCGUGGUGAAGAUGAGAGGACAGAGCAUCGAGUCUCUGCCGCAGACGUCUGCAAGCAGGAAGCCUCCGUCCUCCGCCGACCGCCACAGCCAGUCGCUGGACGACAUCCGGCUGUACCACAAGGACUGCCAGCAGUGGGCGGAGCUCUGCCAGGACACCGCCCACAGCUACACUUUCGGUUGCGCUCAAGAGCUGAGCGACAGCGGCAGCCAGGCGGAGCAGCGCGCCGGUGUGAGCGGCGAGCAGCAGCCCAUCAAGAGGACCAACAAGUACUUCUCCCUGGACCUGACGAGCGACGAGGUUCCUGAGUUCGUUGUGUGACGGACGCAGAUAUCAGGCACCUGAUGGCGGCGGCGUGCUGGGAGGACGUUUGAGGGCUGGAAGCGUGGAGCGGACACAACUGAGUCCCAACUGGGUGAAGAACGAUCCAGAAUCCUUCCAAGGAAGGGAUUUUUGUUUGAACCCAGAUCUGAGCUUCUGGCAGCUGAAAGAUGUGACUCGACUGUGAGCUUCAAACCAAAGAAAACUGAAGGGGAGGAGCCUAACUCCCCCCCACACACACACCGCCGUGCCUUCUUCACUCUAUGCAGAGAACAAACGCUCGACAAUCGUCAGCCGGAGGUGAAGCCAUCGCUGCGUCCCAGAUAUCACGCAGCAUCAGAGCAAUUCUUCUGCUCUCAGGAACCGGUUUACUGGCAGGAAGGAGUGGCCGUACGGUCAGACCCUCGCCGUACCUUAAGACUGUCGCCGUACGGUCAGACCUUCGCCGUAUGGUCAGACCGUCGCCGUACCUUAAGACUGUCGCCGUACGGUCAGACCUUCGCCGUAUGGUCAGACCGUCGCCGUACCUUAAGACUGUCGCCGUACGGUCAGACCGUCGCCGUACCUUCAGACCGUCGCCGUACCUACAGACCGUCGCCGUACCUACACACCGUCGCCGUACCUUCAGACCGUCACCUUACCUUCAGACCGUCGCCGUACCUUCAGACCGUCGCCGUACCUACAGACCGUCGCCGUACGGUCAGACCUUCGCCGUACCUACAGACCGUCGCCGUACGGUCAGACCUUCGCCGUACCUACAGACCGUCGCCGUACGGUCAGACCGUCGCCGUACCUUCAGACCGUCGCCGUACCUUCAGACCGUCACCGUACCUUCAGACCGUCGCCGUACCUUCAGACCCUCGCCGUACGGUCAGACCCUCGCCGUACCUUCAGACCGUCGCCGUACGGUCAGACCGUCGCCGUACCUACAGACCGUCGCCGUACCUACAGACCGUCGCCGUACCUUCAGACCGUCGCCGUACCUACAGACCGUCGCCGUACGGUCAGACCUUCGCCGUACCUACAGACCGUCGCCGUACGGUCAGACCUUCGCCGUACCUACAGACCGUCGCCGUACGGUCAGACCGUCGCCGUACCUUCAGACCGUCGCCGUACCUUCAGACCGUCACCGUACCUUCAGACCGUCGCCGUACCUUCAGACCCUCGCCGUACCUUCAGACCCUCGCCGUACGGUCAGACCCUCGCCGUACCUUCAGACCGUCGCCGUACGGUCAUACUGUCGCCGUACGGUCAUACUGUCGCCGUACCUUCAGACCGUCACCGUACCUUCAGACUGUCUCCAUACGGUCAGACCGUUGCCGUUCGAUCAGACCGUCGCUGUCCAAACAGACCUUGGCGUGUCGAUGUUCUCUGAUCUCAAAGCGAACCUGUUCAGGUGGUUUCCGCCUGUUGGAGAGCUUUAAAACGUUGUGUUUACCUGAGUCCGUCUGCCAGUGUUUCAGAGAAUCUGCUGUGAUCCACUUCUUCACUCAGAUCUCGGAGUUUGCUGGAGAACCGAAGUCUUCCUGCAUCGGCGUCUACCUUAUAGGGAUCCACAGGUGAUGGAGCGGCGAUACAGGUGACUAAGAUAAAAACGUCCUUGACGAACGCCAAAACAAUUUUAAAAGAGCACAAGAACAAAAAUAGAAACCGACAAAUAAAAUAUUGAGCUAACAACCAUCCGGCCCUUGUGUGGGCGGCUUGCUGCUGUUGCUAUAGAAACGCGCAACAUGUCGCUUCAGCUGAGUGACAUCCUUUUCUCUUAGGGUUGACUGUAACUGUAUCGAACAAACUGCACCCCCUAGUGUUUCGCUCAAGUAAAAAAGAAAAACAUGAUCUGAUUUCACAUUUUUACAUUUUAUUUUUAGCAAAAAUACACAGAAAAAAGUAUCAGAGAUGAAUUUGGGGUUAAAGUUGAGUUCAAGUGACUGUAGUCGAUUCUGAUUCUACACUGAUGUGAAAACGAGGCGGAACAGGUUGGACUCCUGGUGGCCUUUUCCUGCCGAGCUAUGAAGUCUUCCAGACGUGACGGUUUCUGAUCUGACGGUGAUCAAUCAUCAGAGAUUCUUCUCAUGAAGUUUGUGAAGAUCCAAAGUGUUGGGUUUGACAGAAGGAGGUAACAGCGCCCUCUGCUGGCUCUUUUUAAGCUGCAUUUUAUGGAGGUGCAUGUUCGCUCCGCUUUUCUCAUCAUUGGUUGAACUGUUGUCGUCAUUAUGGUCCGAAUAUUUGUACAAUAAGCAGAUUUAGGGCUGAGUUCAGUAAACAUUCAUGGGAAAAAAACACAUUAAAAGUAAAAGUAAAAAACCAUUUAUGAGAACUUUUAUGAGUUGGAGUCAAAAGAGAAAAAGCUGAAACAUUUCUACUCAUUGAACUAAUAAACACAAACAGAUUUAAUUGACAGAAACAUCUCAACUUGUUCAAUUUUGUUCCAAACUUUUCCUACAAAAUCUCAGCAAUCCUGAAAAUAAAAGUUAUUUUCUGCGUC